AUGACUAUGUUUGAGAAUGUCACCCGCGCCCUGGCUAGACAGCUGAACCCUCGAGGGGACCUGACACCCCUAGACAGCCUCAUCGACUUCAAACGCUUCCAUCCCUUCUGCCUGGUGCUGAGGAAGAGGAAGAGCACUCUAUUCUGGGGGGCCCGCUAUGUCCGUACCGACUACACUCUCCUGGACGUGCUGGAGCCUGGCAGCUCCCCAUCAGAUCCAACAGAUUGUGGGAACUUCAGCUUUAAGAACAUGCUGGAUGCCCGCGUAGAGGGGGACGUGGACGUACCAAAGACGGUGAAGGUAAAGGGGACGGCAGGCCUGUCUCGAAGCAGCACGCUGGAGGUCCAGACACUCAGCGUGGCUCCCAAGGCUCUGGAGAACUUGCACAAGGAGAGGAAACUGGCAGCAGAUCACCCGUUCCUGAAGGAGAUGCGGGAUCGCGGGGAGAACCUGUACGUGGUGAUGGAGGUGGUGGAGACGGUGCAGGAGGUCACUCUGGAGAGAGCUGGCAAGGCAGAAGGCUGCUUCUCACUCCCGUUCUUUGCCCCAUUGGGACUACAGGGAUCCGUGAACCACAAGGAGGCUGUAACCAUCCCCAAGGGCUGUGUUCUGGCCUUUCGAGUGAGACAGCUGAUGGUCAACGGCAAAGAUGAGUGGGACAUCCCACACAUCUGCAAUGACAGCAUGCAGACCUUCCCUCCAGGAGGUAAGUGCGCCUCUUACAGGCAAGGGGUGUCUGUGGCAUUGACUGUGCCCCUAGGGGAGAUGCAUGAAGAUUUCAAGACACUAAAAGAAGAGGUUCAGAGAGAGACUCAAGAAGUGGAGAAGUUGAGUCCAGUGGGACAGAGCUCCCUGCUCACCUCCCUCAGCAAUCUCCUAGGAAAGAAAAAAGAGCUCCAAGACCUUGAACAGACGCUUGAAGGGGCUCUGGACAAGGGACACGAAGUGACCUUGGAAGCACUCCCCAAAGAUGUCCUGCUGUCAAAGGAUGUCAUGGGCGCCGUCCUCUAUUUCCUUGGGGCUCUAACAGUGUUAAGUGAAGCCCAACAGAAGCUUCUAGUAAAGUCCCUGGAGAAAAAGAUCCUACCAGUGCAACUGAAGCUGGUUGAAAGCACCAUGGAGCAGAACUUCCUGCAAGAUAAAGAGGGUGUUUUCCCGUUGCGGCCUGACCUGCUCUCCUCCCUCGGGGAGGAGGAAUUGACCCUCACAGAAGCCCUAGUGGGGCUGAGUGGCCUGGAAGUCCAGAGAUCCGGCCCCCAGUACAUGUGGGAUCCGGACACUCUGCCACGCCUCUGUGCCCUCUACGCUGGUCUCUCCAUCCUUCAGCUGCUGAGCAAGGCUUCCUAAUGCACCUUCUCUGCCCUCUUCCCUAAUGUCUUCCCAACCUUAC
Peromyscus eremicus (cactus mouse) is the source of this 1390-nucleotide messenger RNA. RefSeq names its product gasdermin A (gene Gsdma). The coding region runs from base 1 to 1347 and encodes 448 amino acids. Gene Ontology annotation, biological process: defense response to bacterium; pyroptotic inflammatory response. Gene Ontology annotation, molecular function: phosphatidylinositol-4,5-bisphosphate binding; phosphatidylinositol-4-phosphate binding; phosphatidylserine binding. The transcript is spliced from 9 exons. The record is from RefSeq and is a predicted model, not a curated record. Lineage: Eukaryota; Metazoa; Chordata; Mammalia; Rodentia; Cricetidae.